ACGAUUCAAGUAGAAUGAGAACACCGGUUGUGGAACAAGUCCUUGGUUGAACAUAUUAUAAAAAGGAGGUUCAACUCCAUCAACAGAAAUCGAUUUGUAUCCAAGUCCCAAAAUUCCAUCAAACUUAGCAGCAACAAACACCAGACCAGGUUCAGAAAUUGCCUCAGCAAAUGUUUGCUUUUGAAUGUUCAAUCCGCCAAUUGACUAUGUCUGUUGACAAAUAACCACUCAAUGAGCCACUGCCAUAUUCGAUGUGAAAUGCGGUUCCAUUUUUCUCGAAUGUUGAGCUCUUCUUGGCAUCGUACUUGUUGUGCAUUAAGCAGGCGAUGUUCAUGAGUGAGCAUUGUUUUGAUGGAAUCCAUAAGUUGGAACUGCCUGUGUCAAAGACAACUGUGGAUUGGAAAUUAAGAUGAUUUUGAUAAAAUUUGAAAUAUUCAAACCAUAGACCCCUUUAAAAAUUAACAAGCAAAAAAUGUAGCAAUCUGGAGAUAAACAUGGAAUAUUCGUACAUUUUGAACAUUUCCAAAUACAAAAUCGUUAAAGUCUCAAAAAUUCAAACAAUAGACCCCCAUCUUUUUAUCAUCAAAAACCACCAAAACAGUAAAAUUCUAUCGGUCACUCACCCUUAAACGACUGUGGCGGAGUUCCAAUUGAAAUUGCUCCAUAAUAUUGAGCAUCAAGAUAGUUUGACAAUGGCUCGGGUGUUGGUCCUUCAACAUUGUUGUAAUUUGACAAACGAACCUGCGACAAUUCAGUUCCAACGCUCAUAAAAUGGCGACGAGCUGAGUCAAACUUGUGCAAAGGAAUUCUAGAUUUUUAGAAUCGAUAACAAAAAUUUUGAGUCGUAAAUAAAAAUUUUCCAUUGAAAAACAACAAAAAGGUCAAUUUUUUACCUGAUCAAGUCCCCAUCGGCAAUUGCAAGGAACUGCACCACAAAAAGCAACGAAAUUAUUUUCUUGAACAUCCUUAAUCGAUGAACUGCAAUCACAGAAUGUCUUUGUUUCCUUUUUUUCACUGUCUGAAUGAUCGGCAAAACAAAAUAAGCCGAAUCGGUUCUGUUUUGGAUCGGAGCUGAGUUGGAGGGUGUCACCCCCUAGUUGGACUAAAGAGCCAUGGACAGGUUGGAUGAAACGGAUGUAAUGCUCGAAGAUCACAUUAACAAGUGCCGAUGCUGCUUUCGGAUGUUAAUUGAUGAUCAAAAAUCCAUUCGAAUAUCAAAGUCAAUAGAGCAGAAUUUUUAUGAAUUAACACAAAUUGAGCUCAUUGAUUCUGAAAUCUUUUCAUCGAAAAUUUGCCAACUUUGCAGCAAUGACCUCGAAGUGUUUCACAAUUUCCGCAAAGAUCUCAUCCAAAAACAAAGGAAGCUUUACAGUGCCGUAGUACAAACAACUGAUCAGGACAUUAAGGUUCUUAAAUCUGAAGAAACUAAUGAAUUUAUCGAGUGUAGUGGGGAUAUUGAGGAGUCUGAAUUUUUAGGAGCUGAAUUUCAAAUUAAAACAGAAGCUAGUGACAAUUUAGGAAUGUGUGUUGAGAGCUUCAUCGCUGAAGAUGAGCAAAUGCACUGCCAGAGCUGCAAUUUUACAACAAAUUCAAAGAAAUCAAUCAAAAUUCACAUGGAUCGAGUUCAUAUCGGUGAGGAAAAAUAUACUUGUGAUAGAUGCAACUUGAAGACACUAUCGAAAUUAGAGCUGGAGGAUCACAUGAAGUCACACAUAUCGAAGCAAGCUAGGACAUUCUUUUGUGAAAUGUGUGGAUUAAAGUUUGAAAAGAGACAUUUACUGAAUCGGCAUGUUAAGAUUAAGCAUACAGUUAAGGAGAGGAGGUAUAAGUGCUCUAAUCAUGAUUGUGAUAAAGCAUUUUUCACCAUCUCAGCUUUGAAGAAGCACACUGAGUCUCAUUCAGAAAAGGAAAUGCCAUGUGAGUACUGCGGUAAGCUCUUCUCCUGCCUCAAUAAUCUCCGAACUCAUCUCUAUUAUCAUUCGGAACCAAAGUUUAUCUGUGAAUUUGAAGGAUGUGGGAAGAAGUUUUUUAUGAGAAAAUUACUUAAAGCUCAUAUUAAUGUUCAUCGAGGACAAAAGGACUUUGAAUGUGAAUUUUGUGAAAAGUCUUACUUCUUUCAGGCACAUUUGAAGAGGCACGUGCUGUCGAUGCAUAUGAGACUCAAAAUUGACUGUGAACUUUGUGCGAGUACAUUCGCAAGGAAAGAAACUUACAGAAAUCAUGUCAUUAAUCAGCAUCAAAACCUCAGUCCGGAAGCCUUAGAAAAAUUAUUGACAAAGAUACGAAAUAUGAAACUUGAAGACUAUCGAUCGGCUACGUAGCAUCGGCAAUGAUCAAUUAAGGGGCAAACUAAGGGGAGGGGAUGGGGAGUCAGCGAUUGACAAUUUUAGCUGUAAGAUCAGAUCUUAAAGGAAUUUGUACAAUUUCUUGAUUUAGUUCCGAAAAAAUGUUCAAAACAUUU
This is a messenger RNA of Chironomus riparius, 2461 nucleotides long. NCBI's taxonomy places the organism in Eukaryota, Metazoa, Arthropoda, Insecta, Diptera, Chironomidae. The record is from the annotation of a GenBank genome assembly.